Apiotrichum porosum is the source of this 1659-nucleotide messenger RNA. RefSeq lists its product as uncharacterized. Lineage: Eukaryota; Fungi; Basidiomycota; Tremellomycetes; Trichosporonales; Trichosporonaceae. The transcript has 2 exons. Gene Ontology annotation, biological process: L-valine catabolic process; thymine catabolic process. Gene Ontology annotation, cellular component: mitochondrion. The record is from RefSeq and is a predicted model, not a curated record. Gene Ontology annotation, molecular function: methylmalonate-semialdehyde dehydrogenase (acylating, NAD+) activity; malonate-semialdehyde dehydrogenase (acetylating, [NAD(P)+]) activity. Bases 1 to 1659 code for a protein of 552 amino acids.
AUGUCGAUGCUCCGCACCGCCCGUCUCACCCCCGUCUCCAUCCGCCUGGCUCGUGGCUUUGCCUCUGCUGCUGCCGCCCCCACCACUGUCGGCACCGGCCAGCUCUCGCCGCUCGCUGCCGCUGCCGCCGAGGAGGUCUCGUCCAAGUGGAAGGGCACCUCGGCCACUGGCGGCAAGACCAAGAACUACAUUGGCGGCGAGUUCACAGAGUCCAAGGCCACCAAGUGGCUCGAGGUCCGCGACCCCGCGUCGCAGUACGUUGUCAACUAUGUUCCCGAGACCACCGCCGACGAGUUUGCGCAGGCCUCGGAGGCUGCUGCUGAGGCGUUCAAGACCUGGUCGCAGGUCUCGAUCAUGCGCCGCCAGCGUGUCAUGUUUGAGCUGCAGCACCUCAUCCGCCAGCACACCGACGACAUUGCCAAGUCGAUUGUGCUGGAGCAGGGCAAGACCUUUGCCGAUGCCCAGGGCGACGUUGGCCGUGGUCUCCAGGUUGUUGAGACUGCCACUGCCAUCACCUCCACUCUGCUCGGUGACAAGCUCGAGGUCACCACCGACAUGGACACCUACUCGCGUCGCCACCCCCUCGGUGUCACUGCCGCCAUCACCCCCUUCAACUUCCCCGCCAUGAUUGUCCUCUGGUCCGCGGCCCUCGCCACCGUUACCGGCAACACCCUUAUUGUCAAGCCCUCGGAGCGCGACCCCGGUGCGACCAUGAUCAUUGCCGAGCUCUGUGCCCGUGCCGGUAUGCCUCCCGGAGUCAUCAACGUCGUCCACGGCUCGGCCGACACUGUCAACCGCGUGUGCGACGACAAGAACAUCAAGGCCAUCUCGUUCGUUGGCGGUGACAACGCCGGCAAGCACAUCUUUGACCGUGCCACCGCCCAGGGCAAGCGUGUCCAGGCCAACCUCGGUGCCAAGAACCACUGUGUCAUCAUGCCCGACGCCAACAAGAACCUCACCCUCAACGCCGUUGCCGGUGCUGCGUUCGGCGCCGCUGGCCAGCGCUGCAUGGCCCUCUCGGUCGCCAUCUUCGUCGGCGAGUCGCGCAAGUGGAUCCCCGAGCUCAUCGAGCGUGCCAAGCACCUCAAGCUCUCGGGCGGUUUCGAGAAGGGCACCGACCUCGGCCCCGUCAUCUCGCCCCAGGCCAAGGAGCGCAUCAUCAACCUCAUUUCGUCGGUCGAGACCGAGGGUGGCAAGAUCCUCCUUGACGGUCGCGACGCCAAGGUCGCCGAGUACCCCGCCGGCAACUUUGUCGGUCCCACCGUUGUCGAGGUUGACACCACCAUGUCGGCUUACAAGAACGAGAUCUUCGGCCCCGUCCUCAACAUCAUCUCGGCCGAGACCAUGGACGACGCCGUUGAGAUCAUCAACAAGAACAAGUACGGUAACGGCGCUGCCAUCUUCACCAACUGCGGUGCCACUGCCCGCAAGUUUGAGAUCCAGGCCGAGCCCGGACAGAUUGGUAUCAACGUUGCCGUCCCCGUCCCUCUCCCCAUGUUCAACUGGUCGGGCUCCAAGGGCUCGUUCAUGGGCGACAUCCCCUUCUACGGCAAGACUGGUCUCGAGUUCUACACCCAGCGCAAGACCACCACCGCCCUCUGGCCCCACGCCGACGCUACCGGCACCCGCGCCUCCGUUUCCAUGCCCCAGAUCAACUAA